Molecule: messenger RNA, 1599 nt
Organism: Verruconis gallopava
Lineage: Eukaryota; Fungi; Ascomycota; Dothideomycetes; Venturiales; Sympoventuriaceae
Product: polyubiquitin
Exons: 2
Coding region: 1-1599 (532 amino acids)
Biological process (GO): protein ubiquitination; modification-dependent protein catabolic process
Cellular component (GO): nucleus; cytoplasm
Molecular function (GO): ubiquitin protein ligase binding; protein tag activity
Source: RefSeq, a predicted model, not a curated record
AUGCAGAUCUUCGUCAAGACUCUGACUGGAAAGACCAUCACGCUUGAGGUCGAGUCAUCUGAUACCAUCGAUAACGUCAAGACCAAAAUUCAGGACAAGGAGGGCAUCCCACCAGACCAGCAGCGCCUGAUCUUCGCUGGUAAACAGCUCGAAGAUGGCCGUACUCUGUCUGACUACAAUAUUCAAAAGGAGUCUACUCUGCACCUUGUGCUACGUCUUCGCGGAGGUAUGCAAAUUUUCGUGAAGACGCUCACAGGAAAGACGAUCACCCUAGAAGUUGAAUCCUCAGACACGAUUGACAAUGUGAAGACCAAGAUUCAAGACAAGGAGGGUAUUCCACCAGAUCAGCAGCGCUUGAUCUUCGCUGGUAAGCAACUGGAGGAUGGUCGCACGCUGUCAGACUACAACAUUCAAAAGGAGUCGACUCUGCACUUGGUGCUCCGUCUCCGUGGCGGUCAUUCGAAUCUCAGCAUAUCUUCGACCAGAUCUAGUGUCGCAAUCGCGCCCAACUGGACCGGUGAAAACAUCACCGCUGGAAGAUCAAGAGCACUACCUGCAGCACACAGGAAUUCGAAUAUUAGCGGCGAACAUAGGAGCGGGCCCAUCGAUAUUUCAUACCCAGACAUAUUUUCGACGUCCACAGCCGGCGAAACUAAUCACACAAGUGAGAAUGGGAUGGAGUCAAAGACAAACGUUCCCAUCGACGCCUCCGAAACAUUCGACUCGACGAAGUCGCAGCGAAGCCAAAAGAUUCCGACGUCGCAUUCGCCAUCCCCCCAAAUUACGCCCCCGAAAUUGAAUCAGGCUAUGAUUGACGAAAAAAUUCAGACCUGUUUGAUGAGCUGCACUGAAGAACACAGCUCUUCGAGAAAAAAGAAGAACGCCGGAGGCGAGAGAAAAACUGGCGAGGUCUACAUCUUCGAGGUCAUUGGCGAAGAAAACCUUUUCAAAGUUGGGACCUCGGGCAACGACGUCUUCAAGCGCGAGAACGACAUCAUGUAUAAGUGUGAACUACCGUUGAAAAUUCGCUUCUGCUCCAAACGAGUGAACUUCUUCUUCAAACUGGAGUCCUUGAGCCAAGCAGAGUUAAGCGGUUUUUGCAUGCCCUUUGAAUGUCCAAAGUGCAAGGUCUGGCAUGGCGAGUUUUUUAAGUGCUCGUUUGAAGACAUCAGAGCCGUUGUCUCGCGCUGGGAGCGAUUCCUGCUGGAGGAACCGUACCAUGCUGAAACUGGCCGACUGAAACCCUUCUGGCGGAACCGGUUACUGAGCUUGCCGCCCAUAUGGACAGAUGAAAACAUUCAGCGACCUUUCUUGCACAGCAAACGGUGGGAACACUUUACCAAUCCCUCUCGCCUGCAGAAGUUUCUGUUUUAUUGCACGGUAUUUGUUGACUGGUUCCGUUCGCCGGAAUUUCGCAGUUAUUCCACCUGGAAGAACAUUUUACUGCUUUUGUGGCUGGCGCAAUUUCUUCUUUCGUUGUACGAUGUUGGACUUCAAGGCCAGUACCCGCGCACGAGAUUGCUUCUUCAAGUCUUACAGGCUGCGUUGCCAGUAUUGGUGGUUGAUUCGAAGGCGCCUCGAAAUUUGACAAAUGCGUAG